This is a messenger RNA of Drosophila serrata, 443 nucleotides long. RefSeq names its product small integral membrane protein 8. NCBI's taxonomy places the organism in Eukaryota, Metazoa, Arthropoda, Insecta, Diptera, Drosophilidae. The record is from RefSeq and is a predicted model, not a curated record.
UCUCUUUCUUCUUCACACAUGUUUAUAUUUACAAGAGAAUUGUGCAAUAUUUCGAGGAUUAUAUUGAAACAUACUUGAAAAUUAGAAUGAGUGAAGGCAAGGAUCAGAAGCCGGGCGAUGGCAUCCGCUCCAUGCGCAGCACAGGAGUUUUCCGUUUGAUCAAUUUUGAGUUGUAUGCAAAGCCGAACGCCAUCAUUAUGGGACUGGGGCUGACCGCUAUUGCCGGAGUCUUUGGCUACAUUGCCUACAUGCGCUACAAGUACGAGAGCCUGGGCUACUACGUGGCCGUUAAGGACGACGGGCGCGAGGAGUUCAUCAAGAAGAAGUCCAACUGGGAGAGCUAGCUAGCUGGGAGGGCACAAGACUCGAAGAUCAUUUGUGGAAACACCUUUUAUUUACUUGGUAGCACAAUUUGGUACAUAAAUUUGUUGUUUGCUUGGGAA